Messenger RNA from Drosophila persimilis, 490 nucleotides. RefSeq lists its product as uncharacterized. The coding region runs from base 3 to 473 and encodes 156 amino acids. NCBI's taxonomy places the organism in Eukaryota, Metazoa, Arthropoda, Insecta, Diptera, Drosophilidae. The transcript has a single exon. The record is from RefSeq and is a predicted model, not a curated record.
CCAUGGCCGCCACCACGGACCUCCACGAGGCCAUUCAGCUGUUCCGCGACAUUGCGAGGGAGGUGCAAGAGGUAGUGGCUGCGGGCUCCGCCUACACCAGGGAUCACAUAGUGCCGGCCAUCCGCAGCUGGGUGAUUAUCCUGCACCAGUCCUUUGUCAUCAGCCACGGGGAGGCGGAGCCAGUGCUGGACAUGGAUCCCCUGGUGAUAUCCAUGCGCAGCCUCGUCCACAUCGUAAACGACUCCUACGCACAGCUGGGCAGCCACCGGGAGGCGGAGGCGGAGGCCCUACUGGAUGUGGCACCCAUUCUGCUGCCCAUGCGCAGCGUCCUGCACAUCAUGAGCGACUCCUCUCCGGAGCUGCACGCGGAGCAGCGGACAGUCGUCGACGCGAACGUGGCCGUAAGGGCCACUCGGUGGAUCUACGGGCUGGCCAGAUCCACAUACGAUAUUAUGUCGGUCCUGGCCGGAUAACAGAGUACCGUUUGCUU